Messenger RNA from Bactrocera neohumeralis, 1563 nucleotides. It is a transcript of the gene PheRS-m, whose product is annotated as probable phenylalanine--tRNA ligase, mitochondrial. The transcript is spliced from 2 exons. Gene Ontology annotation, biological process: phenylalanyl-tRNA aminoacylation. Gene Ontology annotation, molecular function: tRNA binding; phenylalanine-tRNA ligase activity; ATP binding. Lineage: Eukaryota; Metazoa; Arthropoda; Insecta; Diptera; Tephritidae. The record is from RefSeq and is a predicted model, not a curated record. Gene Ontology annotation, cellular component: mitochondrion; cytoplasm. The coding region runs from base 96 to 1514 and encodes 472 amino acids.
UGUCAAACAGGUGAUGUAACUAAAAAACAAAACAAUUCUUGUAUUAUUAUUUCUAACGUUACGGUAAGCUCAGACGCGUUCAUUUAAAAUUAAACAUGUUAAUUAUACGCCAAUGGCGUCAGCUAAAUGGAGCAACUCCAUCAACGUCCAGGAAUUGGUUAUGUCUACAAACCGGUGAACAAUACACAAGAGCUAAACAAUGCAGACAACACCGGCAAAUGGCCACCAGUGUCGGUGCCGCAGAUGCUAAGGCCAGUAUAGAAAUCGAUGGAAAAAUGUAUCCAACAGACGAUUGGACAAAUGUCACGCCAAAAAUAUUAUCCUAUUUGGGUGUAAACAAACAUUUGCAGCGCAACCAUCCGCUUUCAAUUAUACGUCAACGCAUUAUUAAUUAUUUCUACGCCUGCUACAGAAACUCACGCGGUAAUCCAUUAUUUUCGGUUUAUGAUAAGUUAAGUCCUAUUGUGACAGUGGAGCAAAACUUUGAUAAUUUACUAUUUCCCGCCGAUCAUGUAAGUCGUAAUAAGUCAGAUUGCUAUUACAUUAACCAAAAUCAAAUAUUGCGUGCCCACACCACCGCACAUCAAGCAGACCUAAUUGCUUGCGGUCUAGAUAAUUUUCUGGUAACUGGUGAAGUGUACCGACGUGAUGAAAUUGACUGCACCCAUUAUCCUGUGUUCCACCAAUUAGAUGCAGUGCGAUUGGUUACGAAGGACACACUUUUUGGUCGUAAUCUAGAUUUGGAAAUUUUUGAAAAUGAUUGGCAAUUCAAAUUAAAAGAUGCUCCAAAGCCUGAAACAUCUUCAAAAUGCUUGGAUCAAACGAAACAAAUGUGCCAUACACUUGAAGCAGUUAAAUUGAUGGAACACGAAAUGAAGGAUGUGCUGGUGGGGCUAGCACGCGAUUUGUUUGGUGCACAAUUGGAAUAUCGCUGGGUGGACACAUAUUUUCCCUUUACACAACCUUCCUGGGAGUUGGAAGUACUUUAUAAUGAUAAAUGGCUAGAGGUACUUGGAUGUGGUAUUAUGCGUCACGAGAUUCUUCAAAGAUCAGGCGCUCACAAUAAUAUAGGCUAUGCUUUCGGUUUGGGUUUAGAGCGUUUGGCAAUGGUGCUCUUCGAUAUACCUGAUAUAAGGCUAUUUUGGUCAAAUGAUAGUGGAUUUCUUAAACAAUUCAAUGAAGACAAUUUGCAUAAACUACCUAAAUACAAACCCAUCUCCGUUUACCCGCAGUGCAGCAAUGAUCUUUCAUUCUGGUUGCCUCUAGGCGUAGAUGUGGAUGCUGGUUUUGCUUGUAAUGAUUUUUACGAUCUUGUGCGUUCAGUGGCCGGUGAUGUGGUGGAACAAAUUAGCUUGGUAGAUCGCUUUAAGAAUCGUAAAACAAACAAAUCUAGCGUAUGUUUCCGUAUAGUCUACAGGCAUAUGGAGCGCACCUUGACGCAAGCAGAGGUCAAUGAGAUACACAAAAGCAUAGCUGAUGGUUGUGUGGAAACCUUUAAAGCAGAAAUUCGAUGAAAUGCAAAUGGUUUUGUAAAUAAACUAUUUAAUAUUAUUUGAAAACAAA